Coregonus clupeaformis (lake whitefish) is the source of this 5294-nucleotide messenger RNA. RefSeq names its product ADP-ribosylation factor GTPase-activating protein 1. Gene Ontology annotation, cellular component: Golgi membrane. The record is from RefSeq and is a predicted model, not a curated record. Gene Ontology annotation, biological process: regulation of ARF protein signal transduction; regulation of endocytosis. NCBI's taxonomy places the organism in Eukaryota, Metazoa, Chordata, Actinopteri, Salmoniformes, Salmonidae. The transcript is spliced from 14 exons. Bases 183 to 1517 code for a protein of 444 amino acids. Gene Ontology annotation, molecular function: GTPase activator activity.
AUGCAUUGCAAUGCCAACGUAGGCAAAUCUGCCAUCAGCUAGCGUUCGUAGCUCUUCUCAAUGGAUGUAAUUUGAGCUGACACAUAUUUUCCAUACAUUUUAACUCCACGUCUUUAGCAAAAAGCCAUAUCGAACUAAGCAACUCAGACGCUUUCUACAUUACCCAGCCUGUGUCAGUCAAAAUGGCAAGCCCAAGGACUAGAAGAGUUUUGAAGGAAGUGAGAACUCAGGAGGAAAACAACCUUUGCUUUGAGUGUGGGGGCUUCAACCCUCAAUGGGUUAGUGUGACCUAUGGGAUCUGGAUUUGUCUGGAGUGUUCUGGCAAACACAGAGGCUUGGGAGUACACCUUAGCUUUGUGCGCUCUGUUACCAUGGACAAGUGGAAGGACAUUGAGCUGGAGAAGAUGAAGGCGGGAGGGAAUGGAAAGUUCCGUAUGUUUCUGGAACUCCAAGAUGAUUACGAUGCCACCUGGACCAUGCAGGACAAAUAUAACAGCAGAGCUGCUGCACUUUUCAGAGACAAGGUUGCAACCAUUGCAGAAGGGAAGGAGUGGUCUAUUGAAACUUCCUCUGUCAAGGACUGGACUCCACCUCAGCCCAAGACAGGACUUUCGUCGUCUCGUCGCUCAGGGGGCCCGGGGCAGAACUUGGGCAAACCUUCAGACAAGGCGUUUGAGGACUGGCUGAGUGACGAUGUGAACUCUUAUCAGAGUGGUGGCGGUUAUAGUGGGAAUCAGGAGAACCGCUAUGUUGGCUUUGGGAAUACGCCGACUCCAGAGAAGAAGGAGGAUGAUGUCCUGAACAACGCUCUAUCUUCCAUUUAUUCGGGCUGGAGCAAUUUCACCAUCGGCGCUAGCAAAAUUGCUGCAGUCGCCAAGGAUAAUACCGCAAAACUUGCAACUUCAGCAACCCUAAAGUUAAGGGGCUAUAAGCCACCCCCAGAGCCGGCCACAGAGUUAGGACAGACAUUAAAUGAGAAUGUUAUCAAACCUACCCACGAAAAGGUAAAAGAUGGCAAGUUGCUAGAUGAAAUGUCCGUCAGCAUUGCUGGGCUGGCAUCCAAGGUCCAGGGCGCUGGUGCAAAAGGCUGGAAAGACAUGAGCGACUUCUUUGCUGGAAAGCCAGAGGACGGGUCAGAAGGAGAGAGCUACCAGAACAUGGACGCCACUGAGGGUUACCAGGGCAACUCCUCAGGCCCAGAACCAGGCCAGGCCCCUGCGCAGGACUUCUGGGAGACCUUUGGAAGCACCAGCUCCUCCAAGCCCAAGAAGUCUCCAAGCAGCGACAGUUGGACCAACGUCGACAAUUCUGCCACAGAGAAGAAGAGCUCCGACAGCUGGGACAACUGGGGCUCGGAGGCGGCAACCAACAACAAACACAGCACUGGAGACAGCUGGGAGGCCUGGGACAACAACUGGGACAACGCCGGCAGCGGCAAAGAGGCCAAGUGCAAGAAGAGCCCCGCUGCCGCCCCUGACAAACCUGCUGAGGAAACCUGGGACAAUGCAGACUGGUAGAGGCCUCUCACUCCCACUCUCCUCCCCGGCUCUAUUUCUCCCUUACUCCCUUUUUCUCUUUCUCCACCUUCUCUCUUUACUUCCUUUUCACAGGCACUUUUACAGUUGCACAGUUCUGUCUCUAACCUGGGCUGCGCUCAAUGCCAGUUCUGUAUGUUAUGUUAUUCCUCAAUAAGAAUCAAUUAAAAGUAAAUUGAGUUAAAUGCAUACUGAAUAUACCUGAAUAUUCACAAACUUUAAAGCAGUCUGUAGUGUAUUUUAAUUUGGCUGGAUUUGUGUAAAUAAAGUUAUUUUCUUUAAUUGCAGGAGUUCAAAAAUCAAAAUGUGAGCAGGGGUAUAAUCAUCUUAUGUAAUAUUUAAAGUUGUUUCCAUAUUAGAAGGCAAGGUGCCAUCUUGGUUUUAUGACUCUAUAGCAGGGCUAUUCAACUAUAUUCUUACGGGGGCCAGAUAAAAAAAAAAAAAAAAAGGUUAGUUGCAGGACAUUUUCCACGUGAUUAUUCUAAGGAGACACACACCAAUAAAUACAUUUUUGUCAAAUUAAAUGUUGCUAAAAGUAAUUAAGAAAGAAGUGGAGGUGCAACGUGAGUCGAGGUGCAACCGACAUUUUGUUAUCAUCAUUGAAAAAUAAAAGGAGCAACGUUCGCUCACCGUUAUUUUUAUUUAUUUAAACCACUAUUAAAAGCUUCUUAAAAGUAAUUAGGUCAUUAGAAAAUCAUCUGAAAACUAAGCAUCUCAAUAAACACAAAGAUAUGUCAAAUCAGGUAAUGCCAAGGAAGUAUUCUUUGAAUUCAUUUCCCUCAGUCAUUAGGUGCAUUUUUUUUGUCACACUCCCUUCUAACGAGUCCUUGUGAGCGUCAGCAAUGGAAACCGAAGACACGGACGUGUUCGUAGCUUUCAGGAAUGGGGUCAUAAUAUUUUGUAGCUUAAACCGUUCAAACGCUAAAGACAAAUUUAUAUGAAGAAAAAAUUACCAACAUGCCACAUAGGUGCUAAAAACAGCCAAAACUACACUUGCUUGUCAUUUUGGCAAUGAAUGUCGAAUUUUGGCUUUUUUUUUUUUCCAGAUAUUUUAUUAAUGUUCAGAAUUGAUCAAAGGGCAAGUCUAAAUUAAUAAAUGGGCCGGAUCUGGCCACGGGCCGCCAGUUUGAAUAGCCCUGCUCUAUAUUCAGGCGUUCAAUUUAAUCAUCCUCAACUAAAGAUGGCAGCAGUCACCUACUGAACCAGAGUGUCUAGAGUGAGAGGAGCCCAGUCUGUCUAUGGUUAUCCCACGAGAAACCGGGAUUUCCACUUUGUUUACACAUGAUGCAUAAUGACGUUGACAAGGAACUGGACUCCAGUUUAGUGUGUUAUCAUGUAAAGCCAGCAUCCCUGGAUUGCACCCCAACAGUGCUGUCUGUGUUGACAAAAAUUGACGGUCAAAACGUUCUGUUGUGUCGAUUUAUUACUGCAACUAACCUUGGUAGGAUGAUGCUUAACAUUGUGCAAUGGCAUUACAUGUAUAAAUGUAGUUGCUGGAUUCAUCUGAUGCAAGUACAUUAUUUGAACAAUUUAUUUUUUAUUUUAUACAUCCUCAGUCCUCUUUUCAUUGAAACCUGAAGAGAAGACUCUUAUAAGUCAGUACAAUUUGGUUAUUUUGAUGAACAGGUGACGAGAAGUACACUUUGGUUUAUAUACAACCUGGUCUAAAAAGAGGUUGAUAGUAUAAAAGUACUAUUCCACCACCCAAUCAGUGGUUGUCGAUCGUAUUAACCUCAUCCACUUACUGUAAUAUGAGUGAUCAUGUGUUCAUUUAAUGUACAGUAUGUGUUUUAAUCUGUAAAAUGAUUGUGUGUGUUGAGAACUAGACACAUUCGUUUUUGGGGUAAGGAUGACUUAUGCUUCAUUGCAUAUAUGUAAUACUGCCAAACCUGUGGGACCACCACAGCAACCUUCUGUGACCUCCGUAAACUUCAGUUGACCCUUAGUGGGAUGUAGUCUAUGUUGUGUCUGUUGUCCUUUUAACACUAAAAAUCAACCCUUUCUCAGUGAGAUGAGAUUUUCAGUCUUGGUCUUAAGUGUUGCAUCCAAGUUUUUAUGAGUUGAUAAAUGUGCAUAAUUGACGAGAUCAACAUAAUGUUGAGUCAAACGACAGUCAAAGAACACAUCUCAGGCCAGUUAUGUAAUAAUCUUUACAGGAAAGUUUGAUACAAAAUUCAGAUUUGUACAGUGAAUUUCUGACAAACAUUCACUUCUCGAGUGAUGUUGAAUACUGCUGAUUUGAAAUAAAGCUAUUCGCUGGACUUCUAAAAUGAGCCACAUGUUUUACAUGGAAGUGCAGAAUAAGGUGGUCCCAGAGAUUCACUCUAACUUCAGCCAUGUAGGCUUGGCUAGGCCUAAUCCCGGCCUUGUUCGAGUCAUGCAUGUUUUUUGAGUGACUUUUCCAUGGUCAUUUAACAGAUUAAUUUAAAUUGUUUGCAGUCUCCCAUUGUAAGGAGGUGGAACCCUCAAUUUCACCCUGUAUGUAUGUGAGAGACUGAGGCAUUGCCUAGAUAAUUAUUCUACUCCUGAGAAAGAUGAUGAGGCUACUAUUUCUUAGUUACACCAGAUUGUUGGCAUUUCCUUCCCCUGGCUGUUUUUCUGGUGGAACCACAGUUUAUGGGCUGAUAUGGCGUGGCAUGCAUUGUCUUGUGUGAAUGAAAAGUGCUUCUGCUAAAAGGGCAACAAAGACCAUCUGUUAAGAUUUGCAUGUUUUCUACACAAAAUUAAUGACCGGAGAUGUAAACUAGGAUAACUGUGAUAACUGUGCAAUGUUUGUGUAGUAGUGCAUCUUCUGCAAUAGUGCUGUAUCUCCCCUGCCCUCUAUUUUAAUGUUACCAGCCUUAAAGAGCUGUCCUCAGUCUAUCUAUUGAUAAACCGUUGUCAGUUUGGUUUUAAGAGUGUGUGUGUUUGGGUGUAUGUGUGAGUGUGUUCUCCCUUAUUAGCUGGACAGCAUGUAUGAUAAAAUAUAAAAGUAAAACGAGGUGCUGCUGUUUAGUUUGCCUCCACAUGUCUGAUGCUUUAUAAUGAUUUUUCUUGUACUGUAUUAUGUUUUAUGACGACUUAACAUUUUCAGUUAAGACUAAUCAGUCUGGUGGAACCAGCCUGAAGGUGAAUGUAGUGAUUAUGCUAGUUCCACCAGGCAAAAUCACAUAUUCUUAGUCCCAAAAUGUUUUUUUUAUUAGUCAAUGAAUUCCAGUGCUUUAAUCUAAAGGAUGUUAAAUGUUAGAGAUCCUGUUUAUAGAUCUACAAAUCUCACUGUAGAUCAUUUGGUAUGUGUGAAAUAUAGGCCUAACAGAACUUUUCACAAAAGUACAAUAUGUGCUUUUUGUCUAUUCAUGUUUUGACUGUCACAUUGGAGAUUGUGGGUGGCAAUCUUUUGUAGAUAUCAUUGUUCAGUCAACAAAUUACUAUUUUUCGAUAUUGUACAUGAAAUGAUUAAUGCAUCCUAAUGUAACUAUGGUUUGGAGAUAAAUAAAUAGUUGAUUUUUUUAUUUUAUUUUUAAACAUCAUUGUAUUUCUAAGUGCAUUGGGCGUUGGUGAGUUGUUUUCUUCUUUGAGUUCCACUAACUUAUCGUUCCAAAAUGGUGAUUGAUUGAAGGGAAUUUCCUCCAGUGCUCUUAACUCUAAUGUAAACCAUAAGAUUACGGUAGGCUUGACCCUUAUAGUACUGUACUCUAUAAAUAUGUAACAGUUCCGGUUGUGGGUGUAUUUCUCUGCACCACCUGUUGUCUGUAUGCUAAAUAAAAACGUAUACAUGUA